AAUUUACCCUGCAUCGUCCUCUUUCUCCUUGCUCUCUCUCUCUCUCUCUUUCUUGGCUGCCCUGCCCUCUCUUCAAGAAACCUCAGUAUCGAACCCGUCCUCCUCUCCUUUCCUAAAGGAAACACAUUUCAUUUGCCCAUCUCUUCGAUUGUUGACGCAGUAUGGGAGACAGCCAAUACUCUUUUUCGCUCACUACUUUUAGUCCAUCUGGAAAGCUCGUUCAGAUUGAACAUGCCCUAACAGCCGUCGGAUCUGGUCAAACAUCUUUGGGAAUCAAAGCUGCCAAUGGCGUUGUUAUUGCUACAGAGAAAAAACUAUCAUCUAUAUUGGUUGAUGAAACCUCCGUUCAAAAGAUUCAGAUAUUGACCCCUAAUAUUGGAGUUGUUUACAGUGGUAUGGGACCUGAUUUUCGAGUUUUGGUUCGAAAAAGUAGGAAGCAGGCUGAGCAGUAUCAUCGAUUGUACAAAGAACCGAUCCCUGUUACACAGCUUGUCAGGGAAACAGCUGCUGUUAUGCAAGAGUUCACUCAAUCAGGUGGUGUCAGGCCCUUUGGAGUCUCACUGUUGGUUGCCGGCUUUGAUGACAAAGGUCCACAACUAUAUCAGGUGGACCCCUCCGGUUCAUAUUUCUCCUGGAAAGCUUCAGCAAUGGGGAAGAAUGUUUCCAAUGCAAAGACAUUCCUUGAAAAGAGGUAUACAGAGGACAUGGAGCUUGAUGAUGCUGUUCACACAGCCAUUUUGACACUGAAGGAAGGGUUUGAAGGACAAAUUUCUGGGAAAAAUAUAGAGAUUGGUAUUAUUGGUGCUGACAAAAAAUUCAGGGUACUAACAUCAGCUGAAAUUGACGAUUACUUGGCCGAAGUUGAAUAGAUUGUUUAUGUUUUUAGCAUCCGUUUCGUGCAGCGGCACAAAAUCCUAAUCCUAAAUCUCUUUGGCUCUAUGUUCGACCCCACUGUUUAUGAAAGCCCUGAGGCUAACAUUGAAGAAAGAAAAAAAGAAACGGAAUGAUACUAUUAUGUACUUGUAUAACACAGAUUGAUGGUUGAGGUUAUUGAGCUUGUUUGCAUUGACGUUAAUGCUACCUCAAGAUAAUCAUGUUUAGAUUAUCUUUAAUGACAGUAAUUUUUGACAGUCAGGGUGGUUUAAAUGCAUCGCCUAAAAGCCAUUUGUUGUUUUA
This is a messenger RNA of Carica papaya (papaya), 1176 nucleotides long. RefSeq names its product proteasome subunit alpha type-2-A. Gene Ontology annotation, biological process: ubiquitin-dependent protein catabolic process. Lineage: Eukaryota; Viridiplantae; Streptophyta; Magnoliopsida; Brassicales; Caricaceae. Gene Ontology annotation, cellular component: proteasome core complex; proteasome core complex, alpha-subunit complex. The record is from RefSeq and is a predicted model, not a curated record.